Messenger RNA from Cyclospora cayetanensis, 1794 nucleotides. RefSeq lists its product as uncharacterized. Lineage: Eukaryota; Apicomplexa; Conoidasida; Eucoccidiorida; Eimeriidae. The record is from RefSeq and is a predicted model, not a curated record. The transcript has 2 exons. The coding region runs from base 1 to 1794 and encodes 597 amino acids. Gene Ontology annotation, molecular function: metal ion binding.
AUGUCUUGGAUGGCAACUUGGGUGCACACAAGGAGCAGACGGGGUGCCUCGCUUCCUGUGUCUGCAUGCAGGGGGCAAAAACCAGCGUUAUGCCGCUUCGCUGCUAUUGGACGUUGCCAUCGGGGUGCCCUAUGUGCUUUCGCACAUUCUCCCGAAGAGCUGGCACUCAGGAGGGGCCCUCGCCAGGGAUACAGGGGUCAUCCGAGGGGCCCACCCCAUGGCCACGGGGGCCCUCACCCGUCGGGCGGGACCCCAUCUUCCGCAGCUCCCGUGCACAAGACAGUGAGGCAAGCUUCGUAUAAGGAUGAACUAUAUAAGGGAGCAGAUGAGGAGCCUCGUGGGGCCCCUAGGGGGGCUGGUCAUGCAGGGAGUGGACACUACAGGUCGGGCGGCUCCCUCUCGGCAAACACAAGUAGAGCCUAUCAGCUUCGAACGGAUGAUGGCUGCUUGCGUGUUCCCUUGCACCCAAGCGCUGCUGCUGGCAUCGCUACUGCUCACUUGGAAUUAGGUCGAAGCCUUAGGAUGCGUCGCCAUGCUGAAGAUGGUUGUUUUUUGUUUCAGGGUUAUGGCCCUCCAAGGGCGACAAAGGAAUGGCGUCGCCGUGUAGCUCCAGAGCCUUCUGGAGCCCACGCUGACGCUCCUGAGCGGGCAGCUGCCUCGCAAGCUAGGUCUGCUGCUGUAGGUGCACAUCCAUCGGCUGAUGCCACAACAGCUGGCGAUACAUUAGGAGCCGGUGAUGAAGCAUCUGCUGCAGGUCCACUCAAUGCUGCACCUGACACACCGGCCACGGACGCUCCUACUGCUUCUUCCAGCUGUACGGAGGCCCUUACAGCUUCCGAUACUGGUACCGAGCAGCAGACAAUGCAGAUUCCAGGAGAUACAUAUAUCAAGGGCGAACCUGAGUCCAAAAGCCUCCCCUUACGUGCAGGUGAAGCGUCCCAGGCAUCCUCCGAGCAUCAGGAGAGACCCCGCAGAGGAACCAACGAAGUGUGGAGCACCGACGGGCCAGUCAGUUGCAGCACGUGGGUACUUCCUGCAGACAAACUUCGCGGCCCCUCAGAUAACCGCUUUCUUGUGUCAUCUCCCAAACAGCAAGCGCAGCAACAGCAAGAUAACAGCAACUACAAACACGGAGAUGGGGACAGCGCUGGAUUUACAGCGGCUUCAGGCAAUAUUGCCGCAUCUGCAGCAGGAGCGACCGCAGCUGGUUCUGCGUCAAGCCCAGGCGGGCCUGGGGGCCCCCAGAGGAAGGGCCCUCGCAGGCCUGGCGCUUGGGGGGGGAGCCAGCAGGGUGUUUCCGGCUUUGACCAGCAUCAGCAACAGCAGGAAGUAUCGGGAGCUCAGCUUCCCUUGGGCGUAAGGGACAGCGAACACACUGCUUAUACGGGGGAAACAGCAGGCGUGCGGGGCGAGAAGACAGCGCAGCAACAGCAAGCAGUGGCAGCCGAAGGGCAUAUGAGCUACGCCACUGUACCCUAUGCUGAUGAAUGGGGACCCUAUUGGGGUCCCCUACCACUAGGAGUUCCCACGGAAUACGCCUUGGUAUCGGAGCAGCAACAGCAACAGCAGGAGAUGGGUGUAUAUGGAUUGCCGAAGCUAAGAACUCCUCUGGAUGGUUCAACGGCAGCAACAACUCCCGCGGCUACAGUCACAGUCCCAUAUCCGUUUUAUGGAGCUGCCGCUGCUGCUUCUUGGGGCGGACCAGGCUAUCUGGAUCUUGUUGCACACUACAGGCAGCAGCCUGGUGCUGCGCAGUUGCUGCAGCAACAUGCCCCCAGUCUGUAUCGAGAAUAG